CUUGCUUUAUUUUCCAAUUUACAUUUCCCUUUUUAUUCUCAAUUAUCACAUUUUUUUAAAUGAAUUCUCUUAACCUCAACAACUCUGUUGCUUCUGUUGCUUCUGGUUCUGACUCUACUGGUGAUUAUCCUAACAACUCUGGUUCUGCUGGUAACUCUGCUGGUGCUCAAUCCAACCCUGGUUCCCCUGAUGUUGUUCCUGCUACUGGUACGUCUGCCGACCCUGCUGCUGCUGUCAAUCUUCCUCAGUCCUCUUUUCAAUCGGAGCCUAUGGAAAUUGAUCAUUCCGAUAAAGUCGAACAAUCAAGUUCUUCUUCAUCUUUCAAUCCUCUUGCAACCACUGAUCCAGUCGUUACUCAUGUAACUUCUGUACCUAUCUCAACCCCUGCUCGUAACACGUUCGAUGAGGACGCCGACCAAGUGUUGCCUAGAAUCAGUGAGUGUAAGAAACGCAUUCAUGAUCUUUACGAACAGGAAGCUAUCGUUAUGCGUACCAGCACUAGUACCAUUCCUGAAUUUCAACUUCAUCAGCAUAAGAUCAAUGCUAUCGCUCAAUAUUUGGAAUAUUACCGUAACGCUCUUGUUUCUGCUAAUACCCUCUUCGCUUCCUUCAAAGAUACGUCUGAAAAAGACCACUCCGAUAUUCCCGCCAAGGAAAUCCCAGUUUUCGAUGUCAAGUUUCUCGAUCUAGUUACCAACCCGGACAUCCAUGCCACUGAAGAUGACUCCCUUCAAACGUUCAAGCGCAAAUUUGAAUGUACUUAUCUCAACUAUGGUGUUGAUGUUGAGCGUCACUGGUUCUUUCAUCUUGAAGCUAGCUUUGAAAACAACAAUUCUUACAAUUCAUGGUUCUGA
Molecule: messenger RNA, 854 nt
Organism: Mucor mucedo
Lineage: Eukaryota; Fungi; Mucoromycota; Mucoromycetes; Mucorales; Mucoraceae
Exons: 2
Coding region: 60-854 (264 amino acids)
Source: RefSeq, a predicted model, not a curated record